AUGGCGACUACAACUAAAACGAAAAAGAAGAAAUUAGUUUAUAGACAAGAUCCCGAUGGGGUAUUUCGAUUAAAGAAAAUAGACGACAACAAUUCUAUAAAAUCAGUUGAUUUGGCCAAUAAGAAAAAAGAGGUGGAUAAUUAUUUAAAUGAAUUAAUUGAUUGUUCUUAUAGUAUUGUUGAUGAUAUUCCCGAUAAGGAAAUUGCACGAGAAGAAGAAGAAGAAAAAAUUAUCCACGAAAUCCCAAACCCUCCUUCUACACAACCAGAACCAGAACCAAAACCAACAACAAUUAAAAAAGUUAAACCAACUACUGUAAAUACUUCUUCGAAAAAUCUUACGAUCAAGCCAGCAUCCACUCCGCCUCAACCUGCUGUUGUUAUUACUGAAAAAAUAGCGGAGUCUAAAACAUCUCCACCUACACCACCUACCACACUUCCAGAAGCACAACCACCACAAGAAGAAAAUAAAACCCAGGAGCAAGAAACACCAAUAACGAAAAUUCCAUCCCCUACAGAUUUUGUUACACACGAAGAAACUGAAGAGAAUAUAGUAGAAGAAGUAAUCAUACCUGCAAAACCAUCAAUAAUGUCUACAAUACAUGAAUUUUUACGUUUUCAUAUUCCUAGUUUUGUUUUUGGAAUAAUAGCUACAGUUAUAGGAACUCGAUAUAAAGAUGAAAUUAUUUAUGGUGCAAUUGGAUUGACUGUACUUGCUACUGGUUUAGCAAUAGUGGGUGUUUUAGGAUUAUGUCUUUGUUUACAUCUUGGUUUGGUAAAACAAUCUGAUUUGAAAGUACUUGAUCGAUAUAUUGAUAUUUUAAAAUUUAGAGCAACAGAAGAAAGACCCCAAGAAAAGAUUGUCAUUAAUGAAGAAGUUGUGGCUGAACCGGAACCGGAACCAGAACCAGAAUCUCAACCAGUGGAAACUUCUGAAGAAGUUGAAAUGGAAGAAUUAGCUCCAGCUCCAGCACCACAAGCAGAACCUGAACCUGAACAAUAUGUUGUUCAUGACACUGAGGUUAUACGUGAAAUUCCUAUUGAACCACAACCUAAGCUUUAUCAGCCAAAACUCAAACGAAACCUGCAUUCAAAAACCACUCCUAUUCUUGUAAAGGAUCCACAAGAAACUGGAUAUCAACCAUUAGAGGAACCACAACCACCUAAACCCAGGAGGAAAUCAUCAACAAUAAGAGUCACUCCAUAUGUAUAUGAACCUAGAGAACCUCGAAAAUACAGUGUAAUACCUACUAGUAACACAAUUCCAUUACCAGGAGAUUCACCAACGAAAACCACUAAACAUAAACUUGUCCAUCCUAAACCAAUGUUACAAAGAAUACAAACAGAACCCAUUAAAGAAGUUUCAAGAAGAAAUUCUAAAAGAAGUACUGGGUCAGCAUCACCAACAUCAACAAGAAGUGAUCCAUAUUACUUAUUACAAAAUGCCCCACAACAUCAUCAACAUCAACAACAACAUAUUUUUAAAGAACGAACUCAUGAAAUACCACCACAAGUUUUCAAAACUAAAGAUUUACCUAAUUUACCACAUCAAGCUGAAGAAUUACCAUUUAUUAAUGAAGUAAGAUUAGUUGAUGCAGUAAGUGAUGAUGAAUCAGAUAUGAUAAUUCCAAUGGAAGCUCCUACGAGUCAUUAUACUGGCGGUGGUGGUCAUGGUCAUGGUGUUGAUAAUAAUAUUUACAGAAAUCAAAGUACAAAGAGUAAACAAAGUGUUUUAGGAACCAGAGCAAAUUAUAGAAGAUUUGUAUCUAAUGUCGAUAAUGAUUAUGAGUAUUAA
Messenger RNA from Candida albicans SC5314, 1794 nucleotides. RefSeq lists its product as uncharacterized. The coding region runs from base 1 to 1794 and encodes 597 amino acids. The record is from RefSeq and is a predicted model, not a curated record. NCBI's taxonomy places the organism in Eukaryota, Fungi, Ascomycota, Pichiomycetes, Serinales, Debaryomycetaceae. The transcript has a single exon.